GUGUGUGAUUUAGAAGAUGGCUGACUCGGCUGUCCAGCUGCAGUCCUCUCUGGUGUUAACAGGCAUAUCUCCACUGCCGCUCUCCUCACCUCAACAAUGACAGCCGACCAUUGAGGGAGGGGGUGAAGAGAGAGAGAGAGAGGUGGAGGAAAAACAUAUUCCUCAUAUUAACAAAAAAGAAAUCCAACACACGGGCUAAAGUCGCCGGCGUCACAUUUCGGUGGGAGAGAAGGUUUUGUGACAGCUCGGGGUGGAGGAGGGAGGUUGAGUGGAUUCUCCCUCCCUCCUCUCUCUCUCUCACACACACACACACACACACACACAUAAACCAUGGCAGAGAUGGAGAAGGAGGGCAGACCGCCGGAAAACAAGAGAAGCAGAAAGCCGGCUCACCCCGUCAAGAGGGAAAUAAACGAGGAGAUGAAGAAUUUUGCAGAAAACACCAUGAACGAACUUCUUGGCUGGUAUGGCUAUGACAAAGUGGAAUUAAAGGAAGGGGAAGAUAUUGAAAUUAAGAACUACCCUGUGGAUGUUGAGGGCCGCCAACAUGUUUCUGUUUUGAAAGAGAACUCCUUGCCAAAACUAAAACUAUCUGAAGAAAGUGUCAUUACUUCACCGUCAAACUCCAACUCAAGCUUUCCAGGAAUGACAGCAGGAAACGGGCUUUCCGAAAUGCCAACUGGAUCGAAGGAUCACGGGAGUGUCCCCAUCAUUGUACCAUUGAUCCCACCACCAAUACUGAAACCGCCAACAGAUGAUGAAAUGAUAAAUGUGCAAAUAGUUUGUGCUUGGUGCCAGAAGCUGGGAAUUAAGCGUUAUUCCCUCAGCAUGGGAAGUGAGGUGAAGUGUUUCUGCAGUGAAAAGUGCUUUGCAGCUUGCAGACGGGCUUACUUCAAGCGUAACAAGAGUAUGCCAUUUACUGCGGAAGGUUGGCCAUUUGAAAGUAGUCCUGCAUCUCAUCGUGUUCAACAGACCGUUGGCAAUAGGAUUUGGGACGUCAUGUUGCGACCGUACAGAACAUUGGCGAGGCCACUUUUAGAUACUGCGUACAACUCUGGUGGCCCUUCUAUGCCCAAGAAUCGAGGAUCCCCCACCAGCGCCCGACAGACUCCGCAUGGAACAGAGGUUGAACUUGGGAGCGUUCUGGAUAGAAUUAAAGACACAACAGUAUGUGACUGGUGCAAGCACAUUCGGCAUACAAAAGAGUACCUAGACUUUGGAGAUGGAGAACGACGGCUACAAUUCUGCAGUGCAAAAUGCCUCAAUCAGUACAAAAUGGACAUAUUUUACAAAGAGACACAAGCCAAUCUUCCUGCAGGCUUGUGUAAUGCUGGGCAUCCUCCAGUGGAAAAUAAGUCUGAUAACCCAGGCGUGCAACUACUGACUCCAGAGUCUUGGAACAUGCCACUGUCAGAUGCUCGGAGAAAGGCCCCAUCUCCUGUGGCACCUUCCUCUCAGACUCAAGCCCCCAUCCCUUCUGCAUCUGCUACUCUGUCCCCAUCUGAUCCUGCCACUAGUUCUGCUGCCAAAAUUCACACCCCCAUCUCGAAGGCAGUGGUUGCAAAUGAAAGCCCCAAUAUUGCACCAAUGCAGCUUCAACAACCAGCCAAUAUAGUGCCUCCAGUGGGUGUCCCUCCAGGUAAUCCCUCUAUGGUCAUGACUAACCGAGGUCCUGUGCCUCUGCCAAUAUUCAUGGAGCAGCAGAUGAUGCAUCAGAUCCACCCAUCAUUUAUCCGAGGACCCCACACUCCAAGCCCUAACAGCCCUCUGCCAAACCACAUGAUUUCAGGGCUUGGUCCUCCGACAGGUGGCUCCAGAACUAUAGGUCCUAAUUCCAGCCCCAUGCAUAGACCGAUGCUCUCGCCACAUCUUCAUCAUCCAUCUACACCCACAGUACCAGGGAAUCAUCAAGGGUUACUCCCCUCAGGAGCACCCCUUCCUAAUGUUUCCUUUCCACCUAUCAAUAUGCUGCCAAAUGGCCACAUGCAUAUCCCGCACCUUUUAAACUUUGGGGUGCCAUCACUUGCUCCUUUGGUCCCCCCUCCAACGCUUCUGGUCCCCUAUCCUGUAAUCGUUCCAUUGCCUGUGCCAAUUCCAAUCCCCAUUCCAAUUCCACACACAAUUGACUCCAAAUCUACCAAUGGUGUUUCCAGCAAUGCUGAGAGUCUCAUUCCAAGCACUUCUAACGAUGAAGAUGACACGAAAGAGCCAAGUAGUUCAUUGACAUCGAAUAACUUGCAGCAGAGGCCUUCCAAGUCUAGUAAAGCCUCAGCUAACUGCUCAAGCCAUUCUUUGAACCAGCCAGCCAUACUUCUUGACACCAGCAGGAGUGAGGUUGUCGAUCUAACAGUCAAGCCUAAUGGUCCAAUUAAAAGUGAUUUUUCUUAUGCUGACACGGUAGACUUUCCACAAGAUGGAGUCAUAGACUUGACUAUGAACCAUAGAAGCAGGCUUAAUCACAUCGGUCAUAGGCCUUUGCAUCCUUCUGUGAAACUUGAGAACGAAGGCAGAAGCAUUGUAGAUUUGACUGUUUCUAGUCCGGAUAAGCGGAACUGUCUCGACCUUAGGGAUUUUCCUGAUUUGAACCCUAUUGAAUCAAAGGUGUUAUCUUGUAGUGAUUCCUCCCACUGCAGCACUGUCCAGCUAAAUUCAGGAAGCUCAGGAGGUGACUCUGAUUUAACACCUUGUAAUCUGGUUAUGAAUGGCACAAAAAACGUGGAUGGUUCCCACUGCUCAGAAGAAAGACCAGACCAGCAGCAGCUUCCACCGCCACCACCGCCGCAGCAGCAGCAGCAGGAGGAGAUCGCUGUCAACGAGCUGGAGUCAGUCAAAGAAAACAACUGCACACCAAACUGUCAACUGGAGUUAGAGGCAGCCUGGCUGCAACAUAAAUUUCCCUCACUUUCCAACUCACUCCAACAAAGUCGAAUUGCUGUAUGUUGCUUCCUGCAAGUAUGUCACAGACAGAAUCCUACAGAUGCCAGAUACCAGGGAUGCUUUUUGCUUAGUCAUUGUACUGCCUCAGUUUCCUUGCUUUUGUUACAUACACAACUGUAUCGAACUGUUAGAAUUUCUGGAUUAAACAAAAUAUUUGCUUUACUUCAGUUUGUAUGUUUCUUCCCCCAGAUUGCGUUGAUUGUUUAUAAACUUAGGCAUGUUGGGAAUUGAUAACAGUUUCGUUCAGUAUUGAAAAAUGGGCAACAGCAAAUUGACAACCAGGUUUACACCCAGCUCAGUGUGUGGUUAUUGGGCAGAUGUAGAUCAAGCUUCCAAUCUUUUGUCUCCCAUUUUGUACCUACGCAUCACCUCAGUUUCACUCCUUUAGACUGAAAACGUGGGAUUAAGACAUGAGAGAAUGAGUGUGAUCUAGACCUGGGUUUGUUGCUGUGGUCAUACAGAAUGCACCAGUAAUAUAUUCUUGAAUGGGGAUUAAAUACAAUGCAGUAUCUUAACUCCAAAUAUAAUACUUUGCAAUUGAGAGAAACUCUUUCUUUCAUUAUCAGUGUGUUAUGUCAAUGGGUUGUGCAUCAGUGGGCAGUACAGUGUUAUGAUUUACAUUUUUCCAUCCAUCCGAGUCCCAAGACAAGGUGCGUUACUAAUCCAUUACAUUCUGAGAUGUCAAAGAUGUACAAGUUUGGUUUUAAGGCACUCCAUAUAGGCUCAUGCGUCCCCCAACCCCUCCUUACCUGGCUCAAGAAUAAAACAAUCUGAAAUAGAAAACACGCUUCCGGGAUGGUAGGCAUCUGUGAAACUAUCGUGACUUGCAGUUCAAAAAAAAUCUGAUGAAGGGUCUAGGCCCAAAACGUCAGCUUUUGUGGUCCUAAGAUGCUGCUUGGCCUGCUGUGUUCAUCCAGCUCCACACUGUUAUUUCGGUUCCCUGAUGUCCUCUCAGGAACAGAAACUUGCCAUCAUUACCUGGUUUGACCUACAUGUGACUCCAGCCCCACAGUAAUAUGGUUGACCAUUAACUGCAGUCAAGGGAUAUUGGGGAUAGGCAAGAAAAGCUAACUAUGCUCACGGUAUGAUUAAAAAAAGCCACUUAACUCCACUAAAAUUUACCAUUAAAUGUUGGCUAAAAACAGUUUGUGGUCUUGGGGUAUACGGCUAGUGAUGACUCAGUGGUUCUAAUGCUUUUGCCGUUUGACAGCGCUCAAAUCCUUCCACCAUAUAAACAUUACUGCCCUCUAAUGGAUAGCUGCAGGGAUGUUUGCCCUGGGUAAAUCAGUGCAUCACUGUCUCAUCAUAAAUCACAGAAAAUAGGGUAAGCCAUUCUAACUUAAAGCCUGACCUGCUGCUCAGUAAGGUUGUGGCUGAUCAGAUUGUGGCCUCAAUUCUAUUUUUCUUCCUGUCCCCUGUAAACUUUCACUGCCUUGUUGAUCACGAACCUGUCUAACUCAGCCAUCAGCCACUGGUCCAGCUCCCUCUACUCUCUCUGGAAGAGAAUUAUAAGUCUUCUGUUACUGUAAAAGACAAAUAUUCCCCCUCAUCUCCAUCUUAAAUGAGAGACUUCUUAUUUUGAUGCUGUGAUUCCAAGUUCUAUAUUUCCUGAGUGUUAUUCUUCAAUGUUCUGAAUAUUGAACAUCUCUCCGCAUCCACCCUUCAAGCAUCUUCAGAAUGUAUGCUUCAACAAAAUCAUUCUUCAUGCUCCUAAAUUCUAUUGAGCAUUGGCCCAACCUGAACCAACUUUUCCUCAUGAAACAACCCCUUCAUUCCUGAGAUCAGCCUGGUGAGCUUUCUCUGAACUGCUUCCAAUGAAAGUAUCUCCCUCCUUCAGCAAGGAGACCAGAUCUUUACAAAGUAAUUUAAAAUGUGACCUCAACAAUGCCUUGUUUAGCUAAAACACAACUUCACUAAUUUGUGGAAAGGGGAUAGAGUGUGAGGGAGAGUAAAAUCCUACACUCUGCAUGUCAACUGCCACCUUCACCAUUCAUAAAAAUGACCAACUGCAACAUUCUCUGGGAAUGCAUCAGCACCGAACUUUAUUGUAUUCCAAAAAUAAAACAAAGAACUACAGAUGUUGGAGAUCUGAAACAAAAAUAAAGUUUCCUCUCACUUCAGAUCAAAGAUGUGGCUGUGAGUACUCACAUGGCCUUUGCUUCCAAUUUCCAAUCUUCCCUCCACCUCAUCCACCUCUGACUCCUACCCUCUGUUUCCUGACAUCUCUGUUUCCAUUCUCUGAGAAUAGGCUAACCACCAAUAUCCACUACAAAUUCACUAACUCCACAGUUACCUCAAUUAUACGUACACACACGGUGCUUCCUAUAAGGACCCCAUUCCAAUCUUCCAGCCUCUGUCGCAUCUGUUCUGUUGAUGCUAUCUUCAGUGGGUCGCAGACACAUUCAGCUUUUUUCUCAACUGAGGAUUUCCAGCUACCGUGGUUGACAGGGCCCUCAACUGCACUCUGUCCUCACCAUUCCCUUCUCUCCCACAACGGCAAUAGGGUUCCCUUUCCUCACUUUCCAUUCCACUUGCACCUGCAUCCAAAGGAUCAUAAAUCAUCAUUUCUAUAACCUCCAGCAUGAUGCCAUCAGCAGACACAUAUUCCCCUCCCCUCCCCUCUCUUGUCAGUUUUCACUCUGGGACACCCUGGUUCAUUACUCCUCCACUUGCAACACCUCUGUACACCCCAUGGCAUAUUCCCAUGCAAUUGCAGAAGGUGUAACCCUUGUCCAUUUACUUCCACCCUUCUCAUUGUCCAUGGACCCAGAAACACCUUUCAGGUGAAAUAGCUAUUUACUUGCAUUUCAUUCAAUCUAGUUGAUUGUAUUUGCUGCUCACAAUGUGGCCUUCUCCACAGUGGGGAGAAGAAACUCAGACUGGGUGACCACUUCAUGGAACCUUUCACUCUAUCUGUAAAAAUGACCCCGAGCUUCCCAUUGCCUGCGACUUCAACACAUCAGGAUGUUCCCUAGCAAGCAUUUCUGUCUCAAACAUGCUGCAGUACUCCAGGAAGGAUUCCUCAUCUUCCACAGGUAUCUUACAACUCAGGACUCAAUAUUGAGUUUAACAAUUUCAGAGUGCAAACACACUUUUCCAUCUUCCACUAUCACACCCUCAGGUCCUGUUCUGCAAGGGUUGUUCCCUGCACAGCCAACUCAUUUUCAAAUAUUUACACUUCUUGUUAGCACACAUUGAGCAUUUACUCCUAUCAGCAAUCUUUUUGUCUGUUUCCCUUUUUUUCUCUCUGCCUGCCCCUCUCUUUCUCCCUCUCUCUCUCUCUCUCUCUCUCUAACUCUGGUCAUUGUCUACACCUAUUGGUCUCACAUGCACCCCCAGCCCCUUCCCCUUUCCCUCAGUCCCUCAUCGGUCAUCAGCAUAAAUAUUACCACUUCUCAGCUUUCAGUUCUGAAGGGUCACUGAACAUUUAUGAGUUUUUUUCCAACACUUUCUACCUUUGUUUACUGUAUUGUAGUGUAUAGUGGGGAGGCAAUGGCCUAGUGGUAUUAUUGCUGGACUAUUAAUCCAGACACCCAGAUAAUGCUUUGGGGACCUAGGUUUGAAUCCUGCCAUGGCAGAUUAGUGGAACUUGAAUUCAAUAAAAUAUCUGGAAUUGAGAAUCCAAUGAUGACUGUGAACCCAUUUUCAAUUGUCGAAAAAUCCCAUCUGGUUCACUAAUGUCUUUUAGGGAAGAAAACUACCAUCCUUACCUGGUCUAGCCUACAUGCGACCCCAGACCCACGGCAAUUUGGUUGACUGUUAACUGCCCUCUGGGCAACUAGGGAUGGGAAAUAAAUGCUGCCUGGCCAGCAAUGAGAAUGAAUAAAGAAAAAAAAAUUCCAUUAGCUUUGCUGAUUACUUGCUGUUCCAGCAUGCUAACAUUAUGUGACCAUGAGCAAGGAUACCCAUAUCCCUUUCAAAUUAUGCUUCUCUCUUAAGUAAUAGACUGCUUUUCUAUUCUUCCUGAACAAUCUCUGAUUUCCCUCAUUUUACUCCAUCUGCUAAUUGUUUGCCACUUUAUCUAAAUCCCUGUGCAGACUCUUUGUAAACCCCUCACAACACACUUUCCUCUGUAUCCUUAUAUAAUUAACAUAUUUGUAUAUUUAGCACAAUCCUAAUCAUUGAUACAGACAAUAAAUACUUGAGGCCCAAUGCUGAUUCCACUAGUUAGUUUGUCAACUUGAAAAUGACUCAUUUACCUUCACUGUCUGUUUCCUGUUCAGCAAACCCCUGCCCAUGCAAAUGCACGUGCUAUCUUUUUGAAUGUCAUUGCGAAAUUCUGCUGGAAGACUGCCUCACUCCAGCCCAGUGACACACUCCAGUCAAACUCUGCCACUUCCUGCUCCCUGCUGGUUAUGCAGAUUAAUUUGAUAUUAACAGUUAAAUGAACGAAUGUGCACAAUAUUAAAAAUCUUUAGGCAAAAAUUAAUCACGAAUGUUUUGGAAAACAUGCAGCAUUGCUCACCCCUCCUACACCUCAUAUGAGCUAGUUCCCUUGGUUCUUGAUGUCAUCUGACCAGCUGACGGGGAAUUUAUUUUAGGCUCUGAGCCAUAUACGAUGAUCAAUGUGGUUCUGUGAAUUGUUCCCAAUGCUGCUACAACACAGUUAUUAGCUUAUUUAGUAUAGCUAUUAAACAACUGUAUUGAAAUUGCAAAGACAUAAAUCCAUGUAUUAGUCCAAUAAAAACAGAACACAGAUACUUCACCACAAUGUUUGCAAUUCUCUGGGGUGUUUCAAACCUCCAAUGAUAUGUUGCCAUACAUCUAUAAGUACAGAGAGAUUAUGUAAGUGGGCAAGAAUUUGGCAGAUGAAGUAUAAUGCGGAAAUAUGUGAACUUGUCCACUUUGACAGAAUAUUUUUAAAAGAUUGCUCUGAAGGGGCAUUGAACAUUUAUCUUUCUCUCCACACUUACUGCCAGACCUGAUAGACCUGAAAGAUUUCAGAAUCCAGUGGUACAUUGGGAUCUGUCUAUCUCGGCAUAUGAAAUACACAAAGUUAGUGUGCAAAUUCCACAGGCAAUUGGGAAAGCAAAUAGAAUGUUGACAUCUCUCGCAAGGGGAAUUACAUAUAAAAAUAGGGAAGUUUCACUGAAGCUGUGGAGGGCCAUGGUGAGACCACAUUUGGAGUACUGUAUGCAGUUUUCAUAUCCAUAUUUAAAAAAUGAACAAAUUGUGCUAGAUGCAAUUCAGAGAAAGUUCAUUUGGCUCAGUUUCUGGGUUGAAGGAUUUAUCUUUUAAGAAAAGGCCAACAGCCUUUUGGAGUUUAAAAGAAUGUGUGGUGAUAUUAUUGAAAGAAGAUCAUAUUAUCAUACAGUACAGAAGAGGCCCUUUGACCCAUCAAGUCUAUACCACCAAAGUUACACAAAAUCUAUUUUAGUACCACUUUCCAUCACUAGGCCCAUAGCCUUGAAUACCAUGCCAUUUCGAGUAAUCAUCCAAGCACUUUUAAAAGGUUACCUGCCUCAACUACCCUCCCAGGCAGUGCAUUCCUGCCUCCCACCAUCAUCUGGGUCAAAGCGGAUUUCCUCAAAUCUUCUCUAAAUCUCCUGUCUUCCAACUUAAAAUUAUACCCCCUUGUUAUUGCCCUUUCAACUAACAUGGAGCAGCUGCUUUCUAUUCACCCUGUCCUUACCCCUCACAAUCAUAAGUUUCCCACAUAUAGUGUAUGGAUAUUGGGAAGAUGAUUCAUCCUUUGUGGAAGUAUAGAUCUAGGGAACCCUGUUCAAGAAUAAGAGGUCUACCUUUUAAGGCAGAUGAGAUGAAUUAUUUUCGUGUCCAAGGUUCAUUAGCGGAACUGUCUUCCCAGGAAAGCAGUCAGACUGUCACCGAAUUUAUUGAAAAACUGAAUUAGAUAGAUUGUUAGUAGACUAGAAAGUUGAGGUUUAUUGCUCAAGAUGGGAAUAUACAGUUAGGACCUGAAUUAAGUCAUCUGCUUCCUUGAUAAAUGGUCCACUCCUAUUUGUUUUCUGUAACCUACUCCUGCCCAUAUGCUAACCGGGGACAGUUAAGGAUUGGAAAAUCACACAUCGGAACGUGGAAUUUCCUGAUUUUUGUGCUCCUGCCAUCUGCACAUAUAAAAGGUAUUACUGUCACUUCCAAUAGCAAACCUCAUGAUUGAGAGCACAAAAGGAGGAAAGUAGGCUACACAUUACUUGAGUGUUCAGAAAGUCAUUGUUUGUAUAUAUCUGAAAGUACCUGUGGGAUUUGAGCUUAGAAAAUCAUCCCGUAUGGCUUCCUGACAUCACACCACCACCACCAACAAUUCCACCCUCCCCCGACCCCAAACAACCCCUGAGGUUCCAUAAGGUAGACAGUUGAACCAUUCUUCUCAAUGCAACUGCGUUACUUUUGUAUACGUACAGAGGUUGAAUGAAACAUUACCUGCAUGGGAUUCUCAACAGUGUAACAUUGUGAGUGUCUCCUAAUGCUGAUCAAAGUGAUUAUAUUUGAGCAAAAGGGUACACAAAACUUGUGCAUGUUUCAGUUGUAUUGAGGGUUCAGUUGAGGAAAUCAGCUCAGUUAAGAUCAGACACAGUUUGAAAACGAUAAACUGUUUAACUCUGUUUCGAGGAAAUUGGGAGAAGGAGAAGACCAUUCAUCCCACCUAGACUGCCCCAUCAUUCAGUCCAAUCAUGGAUGAUUUCACAUUUCAAUGCCUUUUACUCUUCCAGUCCCUAUAGCUCUGUUCACUCCUGGUAAUCAGAAACCUAUCAAUAUCUACCUUAAACAUGGUUAAAAGACUGAGUUUCUCACUGGUAGAGAAUGCCAAAGGUGCACAACUGUGUGAAUUAUUAAAAUACUCCUAAAAUUGGACCUAAGUUUUUCUUUAUUCUUUCACAGGAUGAGGGCCUCACUGGCUAGGCAGCAUUUAUUGCCCAUCCCUAAUUGCCCUGAAGGCCGUUAAGAAUCAACCAUUGUUGUGGGAUUGGCAUCAUAUGUAGGACAGACCAGUAACAAUGAUAGUUUCCUUCCCUAAAGGACAUUUGUGAACCAGAUGGGCUUUCCCAACAAUCAGCAAUGGCUUCAUGGUCAGAUAUUUUGUUGAAUUCAAAUUCCACCAUCUGGCAUGGCAGGAUUUGAACCCGGGUCCCCAGAACAUUAUCUGAGUCUCUAGAUUAACAAUCUAGUGAUAAUACCACUACACCAUUGACUCCCCUAUGUGGCAUUCCCACUCAAAAUUGUUAGUUUUGCCUGGUUCUUGGCCCCUCAACUAAGGGCCAUAUUGGAUGCGGAAGACAAUCCACCCAACCCGCCUGCCCAAUAGGCUAUAUUAUUAGAUACCAAUUUUCAUUUCAGUCCCAAAUUACUGGCUUUAAAUUCCGAACUUGGUUCUUUUAAAAAGUAGCCAGACUCCUGAUUGAAAACUCUGAACAACUCUUUAACAAAAACACACACACACACACACACACACACACACACACACACACACACACACACACACACACGUAGAUUAAUGGCUGGAAAAGAUGCAUGAAAAACUGGAAAACAGUCUAGAAAAACAGGAAAUCCAUUCAGGCAGAGAUAUAACCUAUUCUCUCAGACCUUAAUUAUAUAUAUAAAUAACAUUCCCAUCUUUUCAUUCCCUUGAAAGCAUUUGCAAUUAUAGAUAUUUUAAGACUUUUAUACAAUAUCUUUGCAUUUUCACUGAACAUAUCGAUAUAUACAAUAGACAUAGAAUUAUAACUAAAAUUUUUGGCAAUUGUGUAAGUUGUGAUAUGAGAUUGGCCAUCUCUCACAGCUUUUGGUGUAUAAUGAGUGGCUAAUCCGACAUUACCCACUUUACACUGUUAGGAGACAUCAAAAUUAUUUCUUCGCAUGUGAAAUGAAAGAAAAAUCUUUUAUUCAGCUCGUCACACGCCAGUGGCUGCUAAUGCAUAGAGGAAAAUUGUACCACUUUGUACAUGUACAUACUAGCCUUGGAAUUUGACUUUUAGCAUAGGAAAAUUAAGUCAGGCACUAAAAUGAGAGCAAAGUGCUGCAGGUGCUGGAGAUGCGAAAUAAAUCAGAAUGUGCUGGUUGAACUCAGCAGCUGCGAGACCUGCUGAGUUUCGCCAGCACUUUCUGAUUUUAUUUUCAAACAGUAACCACCGUGUUAAACUAAAGCGGGAAUCUUAUUAAAGCAGCAGAGUUGGAGUUUUUUCAUGGAUGCAGUGUUUGAAUAUAAAGCUGAAAGACCAAAUUUCAAAGCCUGUUAUAUGUACUUUAUAUUCUGAUAUACACUUCUAUACAGAUAUUGUAUACAUGGAUAUACUGUAUAGAAAAAUACAGAUUAAAAUCAGCAAUUUUUUUUCAUCCAGGAAUUUUAUUAACCUGUGAUAUGGGGAGUAAAUUCAUGUAAAAUAAGGCAUGUUAUGAAUUCUUAGUUUCUUCAUUGAUAACUGCCAAAAAUGCCACAUCAGAAUACCUUGCACUGUUAAUAUUAAAUUUAACCUUAAAGUCAAAAGGAUAAAGCACAGAUUUCCAAUUAAAUGUCUGCAAGGAAGAAAGACAAAUUCUGCGAGCGCUGUGGGUCUUGCCUUUCUUGGUGCGCAGAGAUACUCUUUAGUCUGUUGGCAAACUUUUCAAUUUACAUUGAACAACAUUAUCUUUCUCCUUCCUAGUGUUUCUUUUCUAGAAUGAAGAAAACAGCUGCCUUAAUUUACUGCUUGUGUAAUUGCAUUAUUUUGCGACUGUCUGCUUCGGUGUCACUUAUCAUCCUAAAGUUAACUAAAGAAAUAACAGACUUUUUCUUUUACCUGCUAGUGUUAUAUGGUUUCUGAACAUAUACGUGACCUAUUUUAACAGAAUGUUACUUGUAUAUUCAAAUGCAGUUAUAUAAUGAAAACAAGACCUUGUAGUGUUUUUAUAUCUCAUUUCAGUAUGCUUCCUGAACAUUUUAUAGUAUUAUUUAUUAAAAAGUUGAAAAAUAAAGGAAAUUGAUUGCAUAAAAGAAAUGGAAUCCUUCACUCCAUGUACACAGAACCAAGAUAUUGGGUGUGUUCCAGUUCUCUGUAACGGUGGGCCAUGCAGUCUCAAGAACCUCGAACAAAAUUAUCUGUAGACAAGCAUCAUGUGCCAUUAAUUUAAUUUUCAGAUUAAGCGUGCUAUUCAAUUCCUUAAAGCAGAAAGUCAUGGGAUGUUUCUUUCCUUGUAAUGUAAAAAGAUGUAUGUGUGACUUUUUCUCCCUCCAUGUAUUGCAUAUGAAGCCAAAAAAAUAAAUGCUUGAAA
Messenger RNA from Stegostoma tigrinum, 12144 nucleotides. It is a transcript of the gene sobpa, whose product is annotated as sine oculis binding protein homolog (Drosophila) a. The record is from RefSeq and is a predicted model, not a curated record. Gene Ontology annotation, cellular component: nucleus. Bases 331 to 3168 code for a protein of 945 amino acids. NCBI's taxonomy places the organism in Eukaryota, Metazoa, Chordata, Chondrichthyes, Orectolobiformes, Stegostomatidae. The transcript has 10 exons. Gene Ontology annotation, biological process: animal organ development.